Molecule: messenger RNA, 327 nt
Organism: Neomonachus schauinslandi (Hawaiian monk seal)
Lineage: Eukaryota; Metazoa; Chordata; Mammalia; Carnivora; Phocidae
Product: protein BRAWNIN-like
Exons: 2
Coding region: 1-327 (108 amino acids)
Biological process (GO): mitochondrial respiratory chain complex III assembly
Cellular component (GO): mitochondrion
Source: RefSeq, a predicted model, not a curated record
AUGACCACAGUACUGAAAGAGGAAGCAUAUGGAAAGACAUCAGCACAGCUAAUGGAGGAAAGCUCCAGUCAAGAUCUCCCUUUCCAGACAGCGGAACGCAGGUGCAUUCUGCGCCCCCCAACCGUGCCCGCGGGCGUGUCCUGGGCCACCUCCCCGAAAACGUUCGCUGCCAGCCUCCUGACCAGGUGCGCCAGGGCCGAAGCUGUACACGGGUACUACCGGCAGGACCUGACAAUACCUGAAAUUCCACCAAAGCCUGGAGAACUCAAAAGGGAGCUUUGGGGACUGAAAAAGAGACAACAUGAACCUCAAAUUUCUCAACAAUAG